AUGGAGCAUCUGCCUUCAGAUCCAGGAGGAUUGGAAGUCCAGAAUCUUCACAAGAAGGCGCGGGAGUCUCUGCCAAACCAUGCAGAUGUAGAGUUCCCUCAAUUUCCUGAGCUCCCAUUUGAGCUCCGUGGGUGAGUCCACCUCCCUCUCCCAAAGGAUUAGCCUACUAACGUUAUAGAAUUAUCUGGGAAAUGGCCUGUCUGGUCCUAAGGGUACACAUUAUUAAAGAUGAUAGACCGCGCUAUAUUUUAAGCAAGUCACGGCACUGCAACAGAUCAAGAAUCGACCCAAUAUUCAAUACCUGCAAAGAAGCCAGAGAAGUGGUACGUUCUUUACAACUGGACUACUUCCGAUGCAUUGGGAAGGGUUAUGACAUUGGAAUGGAUCGCAACGGCGACGGUAGACGCCAGCGCAAUACAAGUGAGAUUUUCUCAGCAAGAAAUCACUUCAUGAUUGAGCUCGAUACGUUUUGGUUUAUGAGCGACAAAGAUUUUUCAUCCCGUACUAGGUUGGGCCUCUUUCAAGACGUUGCGUGGUACUGUGGUAAAUGCAAUCAAAAACAAGACUGGAUCAUUGGUCAGGAGGGGUGUGUCAGGUGGAGAAACCUAACCCUUCACAGUAUUGCCAUUAGAUUGAAUGAAUGGAAGGCACCCUCAGCUACUGGAUACAGAGUUCUUGAUCAAUUGGCCAGGUUGGAGGCGAUUUGGUGUUCGAUGGCCCUUGCCAUUGAUUGUAGAGCGAAGGAAAUGUUGAUUGUUGUUGAGGAAUUUGGCAUCUUUGAUCGCAAACAGGACCUCAUCUUUCUAUCACCAGAUGAACGUCCCAGACGUGGCAUUCUAGAGGAGAAAGCCGGCGAUUUUGCCACUAAACCAUUAGAUUUCUACAGAUCUGGCGAGAAUAUGUUUCAGUCCGCCUCUAAAGAGGCCACUUGGGCUGAAUAA
This is a messenger RNA of Hymenoscyphus albidus, 941 nucleotides long. Lineage: Eukaryota; Fungi; Ascomycota; Leotiomycetes; Helotiales; Helotiaceae. The record is from the annotation of a GenBank genome assembly.